Molecule: messenger RNA, 2967 nt
Organism: Aspergillus saccharolyticus JOP 1030-1
Lineage: Eukaryota; Fungi; Ascomycota; Eurotiomycetes; Eurotiales; Aspergillaceae
Product: putative Rho guanyl nucleotide exchange factor
Exons: 6
Coding region: 1-2475 (824 amino acids)
Biological process (GO): intracellular signal transduction; regulation of GTPase activity
Cellular component (GO): cytoplasm
Molecular function (GO): guanyl-nucleotide exchange factor activity
Source: RefSeq, a predicted model, not a curated record
AUGGAAGAAUCCAAGGACAUCGUUGAGACCCCACUGCUUGUCCUGGAGACGUCAGGACUCGAAAAAAAAUCCAAUAAUGGCAAUACCCCCGUUCCAGCAAGCUCUGACCCGGUGAAGGUAUUCAAGCGAUGGAUAAAUAGUCUACGAUCCCGGAGAGGCUUUCCUCCUUCUGAUCCUCAGAGAUACGUCGAAGGCUGGAUGGAGAUUCCUCAAGCGGACUCUGACACCGGUCCUAAACUCUCUCUGACCCACGAAGCUCAAGAAAAGAAAUGGGAGUCUUGGUCGAAUCAUUCCUCACAUCUCGAGACAGUCAAGACAACAACAAUCAGCAUUGCUAGUCAAAGUGUUGUGCGUUCGAGAGGCACCACGCAGAGUACCACAAAUCAGAGCAUCAAGUCAGACCUUCGUGAAUCGCUAGAGAGCAUAAGACCAGCCUUGAGUUCUACUAUCGACGAAGACGCUCAAAAUAGAGCAAUCAAGAGGCGUCGUGUCCUGCGAGAACUGGUAACUACAGAGUGCGAUUAUGUUUUCGGGUUGAAAGCACUUGCCGAUGCACUGUUCAUUUUCUCCGUGCGACCUGAGAUCUACUAUAAUGUCCAGCAGCUUCGAGAUAUACACGAAGAUUUCCUGGCCCGACUUCGCAAGCUGACACCGAUCUCUAAUCUUGCUGGAGCCGAGUUUGACAACCUAGUGCCUCAGCCAACUCAUAAGCAUCUUAGCGCUCUCGAACUGGGAUUCAAGGCACUCCACUCGAAGUCCUUGAGGUCGCGCAGUUUUAAAGCAUCGGUAAACUCACGUCUUAGAGCUCUCGCUGCGGAGACAAGGGAGGCUCUAGAGGUUGCGCAAGCGGUCGGAAAAUUGUCGAGAAACUUCUCGACCUACAAGCUCUUCUGUAGUAGCUAUGGUUUGCUCAGUUUCGAUGUCGAAUUGCUUCGUUCGUCUGUUCCGAAUUGGCGAAUCUUCGAUCUAGGUAUCGAGGCACUAUCAAAAUCCGUGGCUUCUAUCGACAGACAGGCACAUGAGGAACAUAGGUCAAUGGCCCUGGAUGAUCUUCUCAUUAAGCCGGUCCAACGCUUGUGCAAGUAUCCACUGCUACUGGAGGAGUUACUACGUUGGACGCACAUUCAAGAUGAUCCAUCCGCCCACGAUGGGAUUCGACAAAUCCUCGAAAGCGUUCGACGGGUUGUGCAAGAAGUCAACCAAGUCAACAACAAUCCGAUCAACAGAAUAUUAGUCCUGAAGACGAGGGAACUACAGAAUUUGCUGGACUUUCCAGAGGGCAACAAAACCCUUGAUCUUUACAAGCAGCUCGGACCGCUGAUCCUAUGCGGUGUCUUACAUGUUACAUAUUCCUCACCCACGGAGAUCGUCGGCUGUUUCAUGGUCUGCGUUCUGUUCAGCAGCCAUAUUCUUUUCGCUAACAUGAAUGACGACAAUCGAAGGCUCCGAGCGCUGAUGUGCCUUCAUAUCCCAGAUCUGAAAAUUGACACCCCGCAUACUGGCGAAGACAUCUGCUGUGAAUGCGUUUUCUCCUGGAAGCUAGUAUUUCAGGACUCUAACAAAAGAUAUGAGCUACUACUCAGCGCAUCGUCUGCGACCGAGGAGAAGAAAUGGACAACAGAGACGCUCAAGUGUGCGGCAUUGUCUACCAAAGGACAGAGGGACAUCUUGGAAAGAUCACGACGGUACGCAUUCAUAUCACUGGACUUGGUUCCGUUAAGUAGCACGGAGCUUCCUUUGGCACGCCGGCCAUCUAUGCAAGCAUUAAGUGCAUCCCGACCGCCACCUGAAUACCCUAUCAUAGUCAUCAAGAGGACACAUUGCCCUUAUCUCCUAGAGGAACAUAAUCCACAGAAUGGCGAGAGCGAGCGUUUCAAGGAGCACCCAGACGACAUUGUAACACCUAUCAUUGCUAGAAGACAAGACCGGAUUCGCUUGGAGCGUGCAAUUUCGGCAGUCUAUACGCGGGAUGCGCUUCCAUAUCCUGGCAUGACUUUAGCAAUGGGAGAUCUUCUUUUCCGACCAGGCUCAAUCAUGAGAAGGAAUAUCAACCGGAAACAAAUUCUUAGGCGACGUGCUAGCUUCGUGAACGUCAAGGCAACAAGAGCGGCAGCUGCCUCGGUCAAAACAGAGAUUCGUCCCUUGAAAAGUGAUUACAGGAAACUUGAGAAGAGCAAUGGGAGUAAUGUGAUUCAGACACCGAAAGCAAUCAGGCCAGAACCUAAUGACCAGAAGGGACCUUGUCCUUCAAGCGAUAGCAAGGAAACGAUCAGGCGAGCCCGGACAUUCAAAAUGACAGGCACACCAAAAUCAACGCCUUCGCCCGACUCCUUGUUGACUAAGAAGGAGACGGCUCAGAAGACUCCGGAAAUCUCAACCAUGAAGCCAUCCACAAUACGCAGGAUGCUGAAUUCCAUGUCGACGAGGAAACCAAAAAAGAAUGAACGCAAGAGAGUGGGGAGUGGAGCUUCAUGAUGACAAUGAUGCAACUGAUUCCCAGGGGCACCUCUCUACUAGGAGCAAAAGGACAACUUGUGCAUAAGUAUGCAUCUCAGGGGUGAACCAGUACUAACGAAGGCUGGACUUCAUUCUUGCGGUUUCUUGAGGGUUCGAGAGUGUGGGGAAAAUCGACACAGGCGUUGAUGGGCGACUUGGCGGAAGGUGGGGACAAUCAGCAGCGUUUGUCACCGUAAAGCGACCCAAUUGCUCGGCAACUGAAGUGUGGUACGAGAAUAGUGGUGAGAAUGAUGAUGAUAAUGCUAGUUAGUGAUGAGGAAUUCUGAUCACCUAAUGAGCCCUAAUGACUUCUCCACUAAACACACAAGGAGGGAAAAUACUGGUGCUGUUGGGCGGAUCAGUCGACGUAGCAUGGAAAGCACCGAUGACGUCGGGUUUCAUUUCAGCUCACGAUGGCAUGUUUUGAUCACGCUGGGAUGUAUUAUUGAGGGUCUUUUGUUUCCAAGAUGA